Molecule: messenger RNA, 3260 nt
Organism: Erinaceus europaeus (western European hedgehog)
Lineage: Eukaryota; Metazoa; Chordata; Mammalia; Eulipotyphla; Erinaceidae
Gene: TBX4
Product: T-box transcription factor 4
Exons: 9
Coding region: 148-1806 (552 amino acids)
Biological process (GO): cell fate specification; angiogenesis; regulation of transcription by RNA polymerase II
Cellular component (GO): nucleus
Molecular function (GO): DNA-binding transcription factor activity, RNA polymerase II-specific; RNA polymerase II cis-regulatory region sequence-specific DNA binding
Source: RefSeq, a predicted model, not a curated record
UGCGUCGGGCCCCGAGGGCGCGGCGGGCAACGGGACCCUGACCCAGCGGCCCUGAGUUGGAGCCCCCUGCCCCGGGCUCCUCGAACCCGAGCCUGCACUGGACCUCGGGCUAUAGGCGGCUCCGCAUGCGGCAACGCAUUUAGGGAGAUGCUGCAGGACAAGGGCCUGUCGGAGAGUGAGGAGGCCUUCCGGGCCCCGGGCCCCGCGCUCAGCGAAGCCAGCGCCUCCGCCAGCGCCCCCAGCGCCCCGGAUCCCGUGCUGGCAGCUCCGGGCCUCGGCGGAACAGCGCUCGGCAGCCCCGCCGGCCCCUGCGGCGACAUUGCGGCCGCCGCCACCGCGGAGCAGACCAUCGAGAACAUCAAGGUGGGUCUGCAUGAGAAGGAGCUCUGGAAGAAGUUCCACGAGGCCGGCACCGAGAUGAUCAUCACCAAGGCCGGCAGGAGGAUGUUCCCCAGCUACAAGGUAAAAGUCACAGGGAUGAACCCCAAGACCAAGUACAUCCUGCUGAUCGACAUCGUCCCUGCAGAUGACCACCGCUACAAGUUCUGUGACAACAAAUGGAUGGUGGCAGGUAAGGCUGAGCCCGCCAUGCCGGGAAGGCUGUAUGUCCACCCGGAUUCUCCUGCCACAGGAGCCCACUGGAUGCGGCAGCUGGUCUCCUUCCAGAAGCUGAAGCUGACAAACAACCAUCUGGACCCCUUUGGCCAUAUCAUCCUCAAUUCCAUGCACAAGUACCAGCCGCGACUACAUAUUGUGAAGGCUGAUGAGAACAACGCUUUUGGCUCCAAAAACACAGCUUUCUGCACCCACGUCUUCCCAGAGACAUCCUUCAUUUCUGUGACCUCCUACCAGAAUCACAAGAUCACACAGCUGAAGAUUGAGAACAACCCCUUUGCCAAGGGUUUCCGGGGCAGCGAUGACAGUGACCUGCGUGUGGCCCGGCUGCAGAGCAAAGAAUAUCCUGUGAUCUCCAAAAGCAUCAUGAGGCAGAGGAUUGUGUCCAGCCAGCUGUCAGCCAAGCCCGAUGUCAGCCCUCUGCACGGUGCCCACCAGGCUCUCCAGCACUACCAGUAUGAGAACGGGGCUCACAUGCAGUUUGCAGCAGCUGAGCCCCAGGACCUUCCUCUCAACACCUUCCCAGCCCAGAGGGAUUCCAGCCUCUUCUAUCACUGCCUGAAGAGACGAGCAGACAGUGCCCGCCACCUGGACUUACCCUGCAAGAGAUCCUAUCUAGAAACUCCCUCUGCAGUGGGGGAGGAUCAUUAUUUCCGGUCCCCGCCUCCUUACGACCAGCAGAUGCUGAGUCCCUCCUACUGCAGUGAGGUGACACCACGGGAAGCCUGCAUGUACUCGGGUUCAGGGCCUGAGAUCGCCGGAGUGUCAGGGGUGGACGACUUGCCCCCGCCCCCCCUGAGCUGUAACAUGUGGACGUCGGUCUCCCCAUACACCAGCUACAGCGUUCAGACCAUGGAGACUGUGCCUUACCAGCCCUUCCCCACGCACUUCACUGCUACCACCAUGAUGCCUCGGCUGCCGGCCAUCUCUGCUCAGAGCUCCCAGCCACCGGGGAACACCCACUUCAGUGUCUACAAUCAGCUCUCCCAGUCUCAGGUCCGAGAGCGAGGCCCCGCUAGCUCGUUCUCCCGGGAGCGGGGCCUCCCGGCAGUGUGCGAGAGGAAGCCACCCUCACCACACCUGAAUGCUGCCAAUGAGUUCCUCUACUCUCAGAACUUUCCCUUGUCCCGGGAAGCUUCCUUACAGUAUCAUUCAGGGAUGGGGACAGUGGAGAACUGGACUGAUGGGUGACUGCCAGGUCCCCGUCAACAGCCCCAGGACCAUGUUAAUCCAGCACUAACCUCUGCGGGUGGCCUGCAGUACCAACAAACACAGGAAGGUAUUUCAAAGGGUGGUGUGCAUGUGUAGUUUGUGAGUGUGUGUGUGGUGUGUAGAAGAUCUAUCUUUGACAUACAACUGAGGCCGUGACAAGAGGUAAAAAGAAACCCACAAUCAUCUAGAAAGUGAUUCUGGCUGCAGCACCUGGGUCCAAUUGUUGCUUGGCUUCUCCUGAUAUGCCAGUGAGUAAGAUGGGAGUGAGGAAUCCCUGUGAGUUAUUUAGAACUUUUUAUAAUACAAUCUCUGAGCCACUCAGGGGCCAGGUCUCCCCCACAAGGUUGUGGGGCAGGUUCCCAUUACUGGGAUGAGAGGACUCUGUGUAUAUCUUAAGAGUCUCUGGCCUUCUGUUUGCAAGGGGACCUGGGAAUCUUUGUGGGAAGGAGCUAAAGCCCCACUCCUUUGGCUUCUGAAAACUCUGAGUCUCACCCCAGAGAAGGGCUCAGCUAAGCCAUAAUGGGGACUCUGAGUGAAGAGCUGACUGCUUGCUCAAGUUAGUGGCCUGGAAACCGAUUCUUGGAGCUCUGUGCCCCAAGGGAUGACUUUCAGAGAAGGUCACUUAUGUGGUAAAGUGCUAUCCAAUGGGUAUUUUAAAAAGUUAUUAUUAUUUCCUUGAAAAGAAGGGAAAAUGCAGCCAGUAAGCUCUCUGUCAUCAUUCAGGUUUUGUCAUACAGUCCAAAGCCCCCACUCUCCACGCUUUCACUCUUUGUGGUCUGCAAGACAUGGUCCCUCCAGCACUAUCUGCAUCUGAGGACUGGCAGUCAUGGAGCAAGCUUCACCUGGCAACACCCCUGGGCCCACUGCCAGGCAAACCCCAAGCCCAUCCUUGUCCUAGAAAGCCCACACCGCUGGAGCAAGAGAGCCCAACAGAAAGAAAAAGCAAAGAUUGAGAAAACAAUCUUUUCUUCUACCACACUCAGCCAGUGAGCUCAGAGGAGCGAAGGAGGAUGGAUACUCCAGGGAGGUGGACCUUGCAGCCCUCAGCCCGGCCCCUUACCAUUGAACGUCACCAGACCAUCUGAGUGGCUGGUGUGAACUCUGUAAUAGAAUUUGGGAGAUAACUAAAUUUUUUGCAUGCUGAAUAUCUAUUUAUGUUAUAUAAAUAAAUAUAUAUAUAUAUAUAUCUCACAAAUGCAGGCCACAUGUCAAAAUCCAGCUUUGCUUUUUUUUUUUUUUUUACAAAUGAAUAAACUUAAUAAAAAUGAGCAUCGGAAGGGAGAUUUGGAAAGACAUCUAUUUAAAUUUUUAUCAUGUUUGAUGUUAAAGACUAAGAAUGGUUUAGAUAAAGCAUAUAAAUAAAUAAAUAAAUAUAUAAAAUAUAUAAACACACACACUGCAGAUUAAACUUUAUUAGGAGACACAUUAGUUAA